This is a messenger RNA of Engraulis encrasicolus (European anchovy), 3504 nucleotides long. RefSeq names its product gastrula zinc finger protein XlCGF57.1-like. The transcript is spliced from 4 exons. The coding region runs from base 305 to 2188 and encodes 627 amino acids. NCBI's taxonomy places the organism in Eukaryota, Metazoa, Chordata, Actinopteri, Clupeiformes, Engraulidae. Gene Ontology annotation, biological process: regulation of transcription by RNA polymerase II. Gene Ontology annotation, cellular component: nucleus. Gene Ontology annotation, molecular function: RNA polymerase II cis-regulatory region sequence-specific DNA binding; DNA-binding transcription factor activity, RNA polymerase II-specific. The record is from RefSeq and is a predicted model, not a curated record.
UGAGAACCUUACUUCGACACGAGACCUUGUCAUUUUCUUUUUUGCACUCUAUUGUCUUUAUUUCGUUACUUUUUCUUAACCUUUUGUAAUCUCACUUUUUCUACAAUCAAUUGUAUCCUGAUUUGACCCUUUUAAUUACGAAGACGUCUAGACUUGUUUUAUUUUUUUCGAGUGAGUUAGUCUAACACAAUGCAGUGUUUCCAGCCUUGAAUUUUUGUUGGAGAAGAAGAUCUUGGAAAACCUCCAAAACGGGAAUGCUUACCCGGUCAACGUUUUAAAAAUUGGUCUGCAGAACACUUCUAAGAUGGCCUCUGCAGAAGUCAACUCUCCACUCCAGCUGACGAAGAGCGUUAAUGAAGAGACCGAGGAGAUCCUGCGUUCUCUGUACAGUCUGAGGAGCGUAUCUGUAGUGCUGGUGGACUGCUGUAGACCACAAGGACGGCAGGAGAACAAUGAAGAGAACCACAGAGAUGUCAGGGCAAGGAAGAGAUCUGGGCAUCAGCUUCACUGCAGUUCCAGCGGAGCAGAGUUUAGUGGAAAAACACAUUCUGCUGCCUUCACCACAGAGAAGCGUUACCCUUGCAGUCAGUGUGAGAAGAGCUUCAAGACUAAAAGAGAAGUCCAAAUCCACCAACGUGUUCACACAGGAGAGAAGCCAUUUUCAUGCACGGACUGCGGAAAGAGUUUUUCAACCUCUUCUAACCUCCUCAGUCAUCGCCACGUUCACACUGAAGAGAGGCCGUACGCUUGCAGUCAGUGUGACAAGAGCUUUAAGACAAAACAAAACCUUCAAGGCCACCAGCGUGUUCACAUGGGGGAGAAAUCAUUUUCAUGCUCUGACUGUGGAAAGAGCUUCUCACGGGCUGAUUACCUCCAUAUACAUCGUCGCAGUCACACUGGAGAGAAACCAUAUUCAUGUGUCGACUGUGGAAAGAGUUUCUCACAUCCUUCUAACCUUAACUCACAUCGCCUUAUUCACACUGGAGAGAGGCCGCACGCUUGCAGUCAGUGUUACAAGAGAUUUAAGAGAAAAGAUGACCUCCUACAGCAUCAACGUGUUCACACAGGGGAGAAACCAUUUUCAUGCACAGACUGUGGAAAGAGUUUCUCACAGUCUUCUAACCUGUACAGACAUCGUCGCUUUCACACUGGAGAGAAGCCAUAUUCAUGCACGGACUGCGGAAAGAGUUUCUCAGACCCUGGUAGCCUCCACAAACAUCGUCGCAUUCACACUGGAGAGAGGCCGUACCCUUGCCGCCAGUGUGACAAGAGCUUUAAGACAAAAGGAAACCUCAACAAACACCUGCUUGUUCACACAGGGGAGAAACCAUUUUCAUGCUCUGACUGUGGAAAGAGCUUCUCACGGGCUUCUCACCUCCACUCACAUCGCCUUAUUCACACUGGAGAGAGGCCCUACGCUUGCAGUCAGUGUGUCAAGAGCUUUAAGACAAAAGGAAACCUCAACAAACACCAGCGUGUUCACACAAGGGAGAAACCAUUUUCAUGCACUGACUGUGGAAAGGGUUUCCCAACAUCGUCUGACCUCCAUGUGCACCAGGUUGUUCACACGGGGGAGAAACCAUUUUCAUGCAUCGACUGUGGAAAGAGUUUUUCAUAUCCCAACGGCCUCCGCGCACAUCGUCGCAUUCACACUGGAGAGAAGCCGUACGCUUGCAGUCAUUGUGACCAGAGCUUUAAGAGAAAAGACAGGCUCCAAAUCCACCAGCGUGUUCAUACAGGGGAGAAGCCAUUUACAUGCACCGACUGUGGAAAGAAAUUCUCACAGCUUGCUAACCUCUACACACAUCGUCGCAUUCAUACUGGAGAGAGGCCGUACCCUUGCAGUCAGUGUGACAAGAGCUUUAAAUUAAAUACACAUCUCCAAAGUCACCAGCGUGUUCACACAGGGGAGAAACCAUUUUCAUGCACCGACUGUGGAAAAUGUUUCUCACAUUCUUCUCACCUCCACACACAUCGCCUCAUUCACACUGAAGAGAAGCCGUUCGCUUGCAGCCAGUGUGACAAGAGCUUUAAGACUAAUGCAGAACUCCAAAUCCACCAACUUGUUCACACGGGAGAGAUGCCAUUUUCGUGCACCGACUGUGGAAAGAAAUUCUCACAUUCUUCUAACCUUAAGAAACACUUGUCAUCACACUUGAGAGAAGCCUUAAGCUCUCAGCCAGUGUAACGAGUUUCUCACAGUCCUCUAACCUUAAAGCUACAGUGGCGGUCAUAUGUUUACAUACCCUAACAGAAUAUACACUUUGCUACCAAUUUCCAAUAGGAUGUGACUGAUUACACAAAACCUUUUUGUUUUCAAUCCGAGGACAAUGCUCCAGCCACUCAGCUUGCCAAUCAAGCUGUGGAUGGAAGACCACCAUAUCAAUACCCUGACAUGGUCAGCCCAAACUCCAGGCCCGAACCCCCUUGAAAACUUCUGGAGUGUGGUCAAGAGGAAGCUGGUCACAAGCCAUCAACCCAAGCUCAGUAACUUGAAUUAUUGCACCAAUCCUGGAAUAAAGUCUAAAUAGAAUAAAGUACCAAAACGCAUGAUAGCUGUGACUACAAAUCGGGCUUAUUCCACCAAAUAUUGCCUUCUGAAUUCUUCCUAAUUUAAUACAGAACGAUUAUGUUGUUUUAAAGUUAAUAUCAUCUUCUUUUCUUUGCCGUAUUUGAGAUUUGGAAACAUUGCAUCUUGUGUUUUACUUUGACCAUUUUGAGAUUUUCUGCAAAUAAGUGAUCCAAAUGACAAUAUUUUCUUUCGAAAUUCAGAGGAAAUGUCGGUAGUUUUUAUAAAGAAAUAACAAUGUUUGUUUUACUCAAACACAUACCUAUCCAUAGCAAUAUCAGAAAAACUGAAAAAUUCGAAGUGGUCUCUCAAUACUUGCCGCAGCUGUAUAUAGAAAUACUGCACAGUUGAAAAGACAAGUUUGAAAGUGCUUAUGUCCAGCAUUAGCAAUAAUGUUGUCAUCAAUCUGUGGAACUUAUGGACUAAUGGAAAAUGUGAUUCUUGAGCUUUAUAAGUAAGAUUUUAUGAUUCACUGUGAUACAGACUGACACUUUUUUCAUUAUAAAUCUCAGUAUAGAUCCAUAGUAGAGCAUAUACACAGGAACCUAUAAGGGGAGGAGACAGACUGAAUGAUUACUGCAAAGAGAGACUUUUUGGAUUCACAGCAUGGAUGCCAUGACCUACCCAGGUUUAAAUGAUGAAAUUGACUUCAGGUCUUUGCUAUGAUGCGUAUGAUGUUAAGAGUAUGAUAGUUUGAAUAUGACCCAGUGUCAGAUGCCUAGCCUCCAUUAUGUUGUCUAUUAUGUUGUCUUUUUCUACCAUUCUAUGUCCUACUAUUCCGCUUUUUACUAUUCAGCAUUUUUAUAUUCAGCAUUUUCUUACCACUCUUUCAAUGCCCCAUACAUCAAUUCUUUGUGAUUAUUGUAACAUAAACGUGUUUAUACCUGACCUAUGUGACCUCUGAAGGUUUACUGUGUUACCCAGGUACCUGAGUU